AUGCCCGCUCAACUAAACGGGUCCAUGACUGCCAGCAUCCCCAUCCGAAUACCCGGCGACCAGCCUCAACCUCAACAUCAACCUCAAACUGGUGUUUUUUACAAGCAGCAUAAGCACUCAAGAUCGUCUUACUCCGAUUCUUCUCCGCUUGCAAAUUCCAGAAAUAACUCUCUAACCUUCCGUCCUUAUAAGAGGCUCAUGUCAAACCCCGACAAGACAAUCGCUGUCAUCAACGCCAGCGGGCGACAGGCUGCGUCUUUCAUUCGCGUCGCCACUGCCGUUGGUUACCAUGUUCGCGCUCAGCUGAGAAAUCUCGACGGCGUGAUCGCUACUGAAGUCUCCGAGAAUCCUAAUGUGACCGUUCUUGUUGGUGAGCUGUAUACGAGACACCAGCCCUCAGAAGCAAAUCGCGAUGUCACCAAGCAUGGCCCUCUGACUGGUGUUGGUGUCAACUAUGACCUGAUCGCAAAUCUUUUCCGCGGUGCUCAACUCGCCUUCAUUAAUACAACCUUUUACGGCGACGAGAUUCAGAUUGGAAAAGCCCUCGCCGAUGCCGCCAAGCGCGCAGGUAUUCAACACUACGUCUACUCAUCCAUGCCCGAUCAUGCUGCUUAUGACACCAAAUGGCCCUCGUUGCCUCUUUGGGCCGCCAAGCAUGAAGUUGAGCAGUAUGUGCGCAAGCUGAGAAUGCCCGCCACCUUUGUUUAUACUGGCAUCUACAACAACAAUUUCACCUCUCUCCAGUACCCUCUCUUCUGUAUGGAACUGCAAAAGGAUGGCUCUUUCAGAUGGCAAGCACCUUUCCACCCUGAUGCAAAGCUUCCUUGGUUAGACGCCGAGCACGAUGUUGGUCCUGCAGUUCUCCAGAUUUUCAAAGAUGGUCCCAGCAAGUGGAAUGGAGAGCGUAUCGCACUAGCAUACGAGUAUUUGACCCCCAAGGAAGUGUGCCGUCUUUUCUCCAAAGGAGUUGGUCGACCUGUGCGCUAUGUGCACGGUCCCAUCGAGGUCAAGGUCCGCAUCCCCGAGGGCUAUCGGGAACAGCUCGUCGCUUUGGAGCAACUCUAUGACCCCAAUCGAAAGGAUCCCCGAAAGCAACCACCCUACUUUGGAGACCCCAAGGUUGAGCUUAGCUGCCCGAGUGAAGCUCUGGAGCUAUGGGAGGGCCCUCGAGGCAUCGAAGAGUACGCCAGAGAAAUGUUUCCCAUAGAAGAGGAAGCCAACGGCCUCACAUGGAUGCUGGAAGAUGAUUCGAGCGACGACGACGAGGAGGUGCAUCAUGCAGCACACUCCGUUGAGCAACUGAGAAUCCAAGAUGGAGACGAUGAUAGCGACGACGAUAAUGACGAUGGUCUUGUGAUAAAAGGUCGCAAGCGGGACGAAGAGGAGUGGUUAGCAUAA
Fusarium coffeatum is the source of this 1398-nucleotide messenger RNA. RefSeq lists its product as uncharacterized. The transcript has a single exon. The record is from RefSeq and is a predicted model, not a curated record. The coding region runs from base 1 to 1398 and encodes 465 amino acids. NCBI's taxonomy places the organism in Eukaryota, Fungi, Ascomycota, Sordariomycetes, Hypocreales, Nectriaceae.